Molecule: messenger RNA, 944 nt
Organism: Pelobates fuscus (common spadefoot toad)
Lineage: Eukaryota; Metazoa; Chordata; Amphibia; Anura; Pelobatidae
Gene: CMC2
Product: C-X9-C motif containing 2
Exons: 4
Coding region: 561-827 (88 amino acids)
Cellular component (GO): mitochondrion
Source: RefSeq, a predicted model, not a curated record
UCAUUUAAUUUCAGGGGGAUUGAGGUGUUUUGGCGUUUUAAGUCAGGUUUUUCUUGUAUCAUGUUGUAAGCCUAGGUGGCAAAUGUGAAUGCCUCUCCCGAUAAAUAACGUACGCCACAAUUGAUACUGCAGUUAAUUUAUGCAUGGUAUACUGAUCGCCAGUGGAAUUGUUGGGCUUUUUCCCCAAAUUGUUGCAGCCUGUUUGUUUUGUCAUUGAAAACACUAAUGGUCGUUGUGAGUAACAUUUUAAGAUUAAAUGAUUUUGGUGCUUACAGUGUUACCCUCCACAACUAAACUGAACAGAAGAACAUCUUAAGCUCAGAAGCUCGCAUUGACCGUAUGCAGAUCAGUUCCUUAGAUGAUCAGCGUUGUGGUACCCAAGAAAUCCUGUUGGUUUAUUUAGGCCAGUUUAGAAUUAUAUCAAGCAGAUUUUCUAUUCUGCAUUUUACAAUAUCAUUUAUUUCAUAAUUAUUAGGAAUAUGUUUGUCAAUUGUUAUCUCCCUUCUCAAAUUUGUGGUUUGUUUGGCUUCUGAAAAUUCUAGAGCUUAGGAACGGUAAUCAUGACUUCCGAUGAUGGCAUGAGCUGGGGUGGGGCACACUUGUCACCCCAUCUCCACACUGAUGAGUGUAAUGUGAUCAUUAACAUGCUGAAGCAGUGUCACCUAGAUAACAAAUUUCUGAAAUAUUUUGGCCAGUGCAAUGAUAUUAAUCGAGAGAUGCUAAAAUGCUUAAAAAAAGAGUAUGAAUCCAAAAGAGAUCAAAAUCGUGCCAAAUCUGAGGCAACGAGACAAAGGCGCUACCAAGCACAAAAAGAAGCCGAAAAUUGAAAAAGGUUAUGUGCCCUCAUAAAAUAUUCAGCUGCCAACUCUACCUUGGACACAUCCCAUGUUGACAUCUUGUGUUUUUGAAAAAAUUAUCAUAAAAGUUGUUAUAUGCGCUUCCAA